AUUCAACCUGAUCACAUCAGUGAAUAAACCAAAAUGUUCUCCAAAAUUGUAGCUCUGUGCGCCUUCGUGGCUGUGGCCCAGGCUGGUCUUCUGGCGGCUCCCGCUCACUACUCCUCCGCUGCCGCGGUGUCCUCCCAGAGCAUCGUGCGUCACGAUGAGUCGGCUCCUGUGGCUAAACUAGCCAUUGCCGCUCCCGUGGCUAAACUUGCCGUCGCCGCUCCCGUUGCCUACCAUGCUGCUCCCGCCGUCGCCUACCACUCCGCCCCUGCCCAUUACUCCUCUGCCGCCGCUGUGUCCUCCCAGAACAUCGUGCGUCACGACCAGCCCGCCGUACACGCCGCCCCCGUAGCCUACCACGCCGCCCCCGCCCACGUCGCCUACCACGCUGCUCCUGCCCCCAUCGCCUACCACGCCGCUCCCGCCGUAGCCUACCACGCAGCCCCUGUUGCCAAGGUUGUCGCCGCUCACCAGGAAGAGAUCGCCUACCCCAAGUAUGAGUACACAUACUCGGUUGCUGACGGCCACUCCGGUGACAACAAGUCCCAGCAGGAGUCCCGCGACGGUGAUGUUGUGAAGGGCUCUUACUCCUUCCACGAAGCUGACGGUUCCAUCAGGACCGUGGAGUACUCCGCUGAUGACCACAAUGGAUUCAACGCGGUCGUGCACAACACCGCCCCCACUGCCGCCCCCGUCGUAGUCAAGGCUGCUCCCGCCCACUACUACCACCACUAAGAUGUAAUCACUUACCAACUAAGCAAUGUUGACCAAAAUGAAUGUUGAACUAUUUAUUUAAAGAA
This is a messenger RNA of Helicoverpa armigera (cotton bollworm), 797 nucleotides long. RefSeq names its product cuticle protein 8. Gene Ontology annotation, cellular component: extracellular matrix. The transcript has 2 exons. NCBI's taxonomy places the organism in Eukaryota, Metazoa, Arthropoda, Insecta, Lepidoptera, Noctuidae. Bases 34 to 732 code for a protein of 232 amino acids. The record is from RefSeq and is a predicted model, not a curated record.